Molecule: messenger RNA, 2068 nt
Organism: Rhodamnia argentea
Lineage: Eukaryota; Viridiplantae; Streptophyta; Magnoliopsida; Myrtales; Myrtaceae
Product: probable GTP diphosphokinase CRSH, chloroplastic
Exons: 4
Coding region: 24-1766 (580 amino acids)
Biological process (GO): guanosine tetraphosphate metabolic process
Molecular function (GO): calcium ion binding
Source: RefSeq, a predicted model, not a curated record
CUCGCCUUCCGUCUUCUUCCUCAAUGGAGAUCCACUACGCCCCUCACGAACUCCGACUCCCCAAGCUCGCCGCUCCUUCGACCUCCCGCCCGGCACCCAUCUUCCCCCUCGUCCCGGCGGCCCGCUCCUCUCCCUCCUCACGCCGGGCUCCCGCCGCGCGAGCUCGCAUCUCGUCGCCGGAGAGCGCGGUCGUGGCGCCGCAGCACGCGGGGGGAAAGAUGGUGGUGGAGCUGGUGGGGGCGUUCAACGAGCUGACGGAGAGGAUGAGGAGCGGGGUGUCGCUGUCCACGAGGUCCUCCCGCAUACUGUUCAAGGCCCUCAAGCUCGCCAUCCCCAUGAUGCAGAGCUCGCCUCUCGGCCCCGACGGCCGUCCUCCUCUCUCCAGGGCGCUCAGCAUCGCCAUCAUCCUCGCCGAUCUUCAGAUGGAUGCGGAGGUGAUAUCGGCUGGCAUCCUCAGAGAAGUCCUCGAGGCCGGAGUGGUGUCCAUCCAUGAUGUGAGAGACCGGAUUGGCACGGGGACGGCUCACCUGCUGCACGAGAGCUUGCGGGUCAAGAACUUCCCCUCGAAGGUUGACGUGCUGGACGACGAGAGUGCCGCCGCCCUGAGGAAGUUCUGCCUCACGUUCUACGACACGAGAGCCGUGGUCCUCGACCUUGCCCUGAAGCUCGACACGAUGCGGCAUUUGAGCUACCUCCCGAGGUAUCAGCAGCAGAUGGUCUCUCUCGAGGUCAUGAAGGUGCACGCGCCGUUGGCACACGCGUUGCGGACCGAAUUCUUGUCGCUGGAGCUCGAGGAUCUCUCGUUCCGGUACCUGUUCCCGUACUCGUACCUCUACCUCGACACAUGGUUGAGAAGCCAUGAGACCGGAAGCAAGCCCUUGAUAGAAGUAUACAAAGAGCAUCUGCUUCGAUCUUUGCAGGACGAUUCCGUCCUAGCCAAUAUGGCGGACGAGAUUUUGGUCCUAGGCCGAUAUAAGAGCCGCUACAGCACUAUGAAGAAGCUCCUGCGGGACGGGAGGAAGCCGGAGGAAGUGAAUGAUAUCCUAGCCCUGCGAGUUAUACUGAAUCCGAAGUCGGGACCGGAUACGACCGAGACGGGCGAAAGGGCAUGCUACAGAACGCGGGAAAUAGUCCAGAACUUGUGGAGAGAAAUGCCUCACAGAACGAAAGACUACAUCUCGAGGCCAAAAGCGAAUGGCUAUCAAAGCUUACACAUGGCUGUCGACGUGAGCGAGAAUGGCCGAGCCCGACCGUUGAUGGAGAUACAGAUACGGACUACGGACAUGGAUAUGUUGGCGGCCGGCGGAACUGCAUCUCACUCUUUGUAUAAGAGCGGACUCACCGAUCCUGAGGAGGCAAAACGGCUGAAGGUGAUAAUGUUGGCUGCGGCGGAGCUUUCCGCUCUGCGUCUUCAAGACCUCCCAUCGCUGAAUCACAACACGGAAAUGGAGACCGACCGGAGAGAUCGCGUCUUCCGCCUUCUCGACAAGAACGGAGACGGUAGGAUCAGCAUAGAAGAGCUCAUGGAAGUGAUGGAAGAGCUUGGAGCCCCCGGGGACGACGCGCGAGAGAUGAUGCAGCUCCUCGACGCCAACAGUGACGGUUCCCUGAGCUGCGACGAGUUCGACGUGUUCCAAAAUCAGGUCGAACUAAUGAGGAGUCUAGAAGACAGAGACGACCAAUACAAGGCGAUGUUGAACGAGAAGCUUCACUUGGACGACAUCGCCAGGAUUAGCCCGGCCACGGCUGUAGAACCCCGGCAAUAGCUCAAAGCCGGUAUUGCCCUUUCCUCUUGUAGAUACUAGAGAUAGGUACUUGUACAAUGCAGAUGCUACUUGUGCAUUUUGAGAUGUUGCACUUAACCAAAGUGGUCAAGCAUUUUAGGAAAAGACAUUUUGCUGUUACCAAAGUCGUUGGAUCUUGAACAGGUUCUGGCAUUAUUUGAACAUCAGAAAGUAUACAGGAAAACAAAAGACGGUCCUUGGUAAACAACAUGAACAUAUACAUGCCAAAAACUCAUAAGAGCCCUCAAAAUCUUGAAAGAAAGAGAACCCAAAUAUCAUCGUAG